CUCGUACUUGAAGGUAAAUUAAGUUCUGAAAACAACCACGAGGAUUUUUUAUUUUUCUGUGCUCUCUCUGCUCUGGACUGUGUCAGUCUGUGGAUUACUUGGAAGAGUGUUAGUCGAUAUCAAAGACUUGGGCCAUUUUAAUUCCUAAAAUGCCCAAAAGGCCACGAAGGAAGAAGGUGGUGGAUGUGGUGGAGUAUGAUUCCGAUGAUGAGAGGAAGUACGAAAAGGAAGCCGUGCCGGACCCCACUCAGGACGACUAUUACCAUGAUGCAGUGGAUGAUUUCCAUGCUCAGAAAGAUAAAAUAUUACUAGACAAAGGACUAAAGCUUGAUGACCAAUAUUCAUCAGAGAGUGAUGAAGAGGUGCUUGGUUUGGGGGUGAAUGAUGAUGAUCUGCUCAGUGAUGAAGAGAUUCAAAACUACAAAAAACAACUGAGAAAAUUCAAACUACACAAGAAAAAAGAUGAAAUGGGAAGUGAUAUAGAAGAAGAGGUUGAGAAGGGUCUCCCAGAUUUGAAGGCAUGGGGAAAGAAGAGGUCAAAAUUCUAUGGAGCAGACAUCAGUGAUGAUGAUAUAGAUCUGAGUGGGUCAGAGGAGGAGGAGGGGGCAGCAAUUCUAGAGGAGAGGGAGGCCCUCAACCUACAGAAGAAAAUGGCUGCCGAACUAGAUGAUAUGGACUUUGGUCUGGAGAUUUUUAAGAAAAAAGAAAAGGUCACAGAACUGGAGACAAGUGAUGGCAAAAUUAAAAAGGAUUUGUCAAAGCUUUCAAAGAAAGAAAAGCUACAGCUUUUGAAAAAGGAUUCUCCAGAAAUGUUGCCGUUGAUUGAAGAUUUUAAAUCUAUUAUGACAGAGGCUAAGGAUGUGUUUGUUCCCCUGUCAAGACUGGUCAAAGAUGGCACAAUAACAGGGAAGGCAGCCGACUACAUUCAGUGCAAACUUCAACUCUCCCUCAACUAUUGCACCAACAUUAGUUUUUAUAUGAUGCUGAAGGCUAAAAAACUUCCAGUCCAAAAUCACCCAGUCAUAAAGAGAUUGGUGCAGUACAGGAAUCUGAUGAAGCAGCUAGAACCAGCAGACAUUCAACUACAGGAGGAGAUUCAAGAUAUUCUCUCCAAGAUCAGAAAUGGAGAGGCAAUAUGCAUGGAAGAACCUAAACAAUCUUCAACAUUUAUUAGGAGGAAGAGCUCGAAAACAUUGAGGAAAAAAGCAGAAGAGAGGAAGAUAAGUGAGAUGAUGUCAAGCUCAGAUGAAGAGGAGGAAGAGGUACCAAGCAAGAAGAGUAAACGAGAAAAUCAGAGAUAUGAAACAGAGGAUGAAAAAGCAGCUUUGGCUUACUAUGAGAUGAUGAAAAAAGGACAAAACUCUGAUGAAGAAAACGAAGAGGUGGAUGAAGAUGAAAGCAUUGGUGAUACAGUAAAUCCAGAGCAGGAAGAUGAAGAGGAAGAAGGAGGAAAGAGGGCCAUUACUUACCAGAUUGAGAAAAACAAGGGUCUCACGCCCCACAAGAAGAAAGAGCUGAGGAAUCCUAGAGUUAAACACAGAAUGAAGUUCCGCAAAGCUAAGAUCAGAAGGAGAGGCCAGGUACGAGAGGUGCGAACUGAAACAUCACGAUAUGGAGGAGAGAUAUCAGGAAUUAGAUCAGGAAUCAAAAGAGGAAUGAAAAUGAAAGCGUAAAAUUUGAAAUCAAUAAAAAAAAUAAAUAUCCUAAAUUUUUAAUGCAUUUAUUCAGCACUGAAGUGUCAUAUCCUAAUUAAGAUGUACAUGUAUAAAUGCAUAUCAACAUUGAAAGGACUAGGUGCGGUUUUAUGCAUUUUUUGCCCCCAAAAUCAAAGUUUUAGAAAGAGCUUUAUAAAUAAGGUGAAAGAUAGUUAAAAUCAUAUUGGAAAUAAAGGUGUAAAAGGUUAUCACCACAAUGACGUCAUAAUGUAGAAAUGACGUCAUGAAAAUUGCAUUAUAUUGACAAAUUGAUGUUUUGUAGCGAAAUAUGGAUAUUUUCCGAUGGUUUUUCGACUGGGAAACAUCGAGCGCAGGCUUGCUCAAGUACCAUAUUUUAGUAUAAUGUGUAUAACUAUCUGAAGAAAAAUAUAUGUUAAAAUCGCACUUGAGCAGACCUGCGCUCUAUACUUCCAAAUGCAAAAUAUAGAGGAAAAAUGAGAAUAUUUUCAUUUGUUUGCAAAUUUGCGGGAAUUGGGCCAUUUAGGUGACAUCAUAGAUACACAGCGAAUGAGCAAUGAUGACCAAAAUCAUUAUUAAAGGUAUUGGCAUCCUCUAUACAAUGAUUUGUGAAGAUUUUAUUUUUAUACGAUACUUUUUAAAAAUUGGUUGAAAUCGGGGGCAGAUAUUUGACCAUACCGCAUAUAGUCCUCUUCUUUUAUACACUUUUUGGACUGGGUAAUUAAGAACAAAACUUUAUAUGUUUUAAAAGCUUCCUGCGCGGUCAGUCAAACUGCUAUUUGGGAGAUCUAUCUGAACGAAAAUAAUACUCAGUACUGAAAUUUAACUGUGAUCACAUCAUUACUGAAAUUUACACAUGAACGAUUUUUAAACAAACUGAUUUUGUGCAAGAUAACUAUGAUGACGUUACGAGGUCAUCACAGCAGUAAAAGAAACAAAAUAUGGUAAUUUUCUUGUAUAUGUCAUAUCAAUAAAUGAACAAGUUUUG
Molecule: messenger RNA, 2661 nt
Organism: Magallana angulata
Lineage: Eukaryota; Metazoa; Mollusca; Bivalvia; Ostreida; Ostreidae
Product: something about silencing protein 10-like
Exons: 16
Coding region: 150-1673 (507 amino acids)
Biological process (GO): maturation of SSU-rRNA from tricistronic rRNA transcript (SSU-rRNA, 5.8S rRNA, LSU-rRNA)
Cellular component (GO): nucleolus; small-subunit processome
Source: RefSeq, a predicted model, not a curated record